Molecule: messenger RNA, 375 nt
Organism: Cooperia oncophora
Lineage: Eukaryota; Metazoa; Nematoda; Chromadorea; Rhabditida; Trichostrongylidae
Source: the annotation of a GenBank genome assembly
GCAAAGGCUUCUCUGGAACCACAGCCGGCCACGCUGGAAAUAGACGCUCCAAUUGUAAUCUUUGGUGAUAUUCAUGGACAACUUCGUGAUUUACUUCGAUUCUUCACUAUAGUCGGACCACCUCCACAAAACAAAAUACUCUUCCUAGGAGAUUACGUUGACAGAUGCAAAAAAUCGUUUGAGGUACCUACAUUUAUCGAUAAGCUUGAGAUAGAAAAAGCACAUGUGCUCAGUUCACUUCGCUUCAGAACAGUGCAAAAAGGAAACGAACAGUGUUGUUCGGAACUAUCGCUGAACUACGGAGUUUUGUACGCAGAAUACUCGUGGGCGUUAGCCAUUGCGCCAAGUCUGCAGAGAUGGCGGCUAACCAAAUGA